Messenger RNA from Argiope bruennichi, 1724 nucleotides. RefSeq lists its product as uncharacterized. The record is from RefSeq and is a predicted model, not a curated record. Gene Ontology annotation, molecular function: zinc ion transmembrane transporter activity. Gene Ontology annotation, cellular component: plasma membrane. Gene Ontology annotation, biological process: zinc ion transmembrane transport. The transcript is spliced from 5 exons. Lineage: Eukaryota; Metazoa; Arthropoda; Arachnida; Araneae; Araneidae. Bases 264 to 1478 code for a protein of 404 amino acids.
AUCAUUAGUGCUCGGCUCUGCACGUGGUUAUCGCAGCUGUGGACUCUGAUUCUGUAGGAUAAGACGAAACUAUCAUAAUCUGGUGUAACUUCGACUGCACUGUUGAAGCGCGCUUUUUAGGUACAACUUGAAAGUAAAUAUGGGAGAAUGUUUUGAAUGAUUCUACCUGCGCAAAGUGAGAAGUUUUGACUACAUAUUCUUGAAGAUAUGUGAGGAAAGAGUGUUUUAUUAUCACCUUUGCUGAUUUAGUUGAUGAUUCCAAUAUGAAAAAUUUCUACGUGCAGCUUUUCACUCUUUUGAUUCUAUUGAUGUGCAACUUCUUGGUCGGCCUCAUUCCUUUCAUUGCCUUGCGGGUGAUUGGACGCCUGACUGGAAGCAGCCAUGCAGCCAGCCAGAGGAAUCGUGUCCUCUCCUUCUUCUUACACAUGGGCGGAGGAGUCUUCAUGUCCGUCUGUCUCCUCAUCCUCAUGCCAGAAUCUCGACAACAAUUCGAAGAAUACGAAAGGGAUCAUCACAAAGAGCAUACACAGAACACCACAGAUGGAACAGCCCACGAAGAGCAUCAUCAAGAGGAGUUUCCCAUUCCUGAAUUUGUGGUCCUGUGUGGCUUCUUCGCCACGUUCGCUGUGGAGGAGGCUCUGCAUUACAUUCUUUACCACUGCAAGAGGAAGCAAUCGAGUACCGACCACAGAGUCAGAAGAUUCUGCAGCUGCGCCAAAAGACACACUGAAUGCAGCAGAACUUUCAAGGCCGAGAAACCUGAACAGACCAUGUUUGGCCGCGAGAAGAGGCAAAGUCAAAAUAAUUCAGAUCUUUCUGGGUUGUCAGAGCAAACUGCAAGCACUGCGAAUCUUCUUCAAUCAUCCAUAUUGGCACAGCCAGUGCCUAAUUACGGCAGUGUCACAAAUAUGGCUGACCCAAGACCCAACGAAACAGUUCCAGUUCUAGCAGCGCCGGUGGUCAUUGCUAACAACGGUAACGUCACAUUUGUACGGCGGCUCCAAGACUUAUCAUCACCUGUGACCACUUCUACCAGCAAUGUCUUAUUAGUAAUUGCGUUGUCGCUUUACGCCCUAAUUCAGGGGGCAACCAUUGGACUUCUGACACAAUCGUCACCAUGGACAACCCUCUUAGUGACCUGUUUUCAACAAUCCAUUCUGGUUUUCAUUAUUGGAUGGGUGGGCGUUGCUCAGAAAGAGCAUUACAUGCCGGUGGUGGUAUAUGUUGCGGUCAUGUCUCUCAUGUCGCCUUUCGGCAUUAGUCUCUCUAUGUUUAAUGAACAAAAUAUAAAUGACAUACCGUCCAUAGUCAGUGGAGUGUCCAAGGCUAUUGUUUGUGGCUCUCUUUUGUAUCUGACUUUCUGUGACUUGUUAAGACGGAGGAGCUUGAAAGAAUCUCCUCAUAUUGAACGGUUUGCAGGAUUCACCUUAGGUGCAGCGAUAAUGGCUGCCCUGGAGUAUAUUUCCAUUAUCGUAUGAAAUCUUGCGAUUAUGGAUGUUUCAAAGACUUUAGAAAUUGUAUCUUUUGUUAAUAUGCACAAACAAGAACAAAGACUUUAAGAAUGAAAAAAGGAUACUUUUCGAUGGAACAUCAAAAUACCAAAUGGAACAUCAUGAACCACUUCCAACAGGAAGGUUGAUGACCAUAAAAUAAUAUUUGCUUUUAUGUAUGUGUAAAGAAAAUUGCUGUAAAUAAAAACUAAUGUCUCUAAGAAUUGUGUCUAA